Molecule: messenger RNA, 1476 nt
Organism: Eruca vesicaria subsp. sativa (arugula)
Lineage: Eukaryota; Viridiplantae; Streptophyta; Magnoliopsida; Brassicales; Brassicaceae
Source: the annotation of a GenBank genome assembly
CCGCCUUUCUUUUCCCUUUGGUCAUCAUCGUCUUCCGUUAGAAAUCGCAGAAGAUGAAGUUCGUCGGAGCUAACAAGAUCACUUUCGUCACCUGCUUCGUUCUAGCUCUGAGCAUCUACGUAGCGCUUCACGGCUUCAACCUCCACGGAGUCAUCCUCAGCUUCACACAAGAUUCUCUUCGCAACGGCAGCGUUUCUGAUCAAUCCGAUUUCGUUUCAAAGGAUCAGCUGUACCUGGCUAUCGACGACGACGACGAAGACGUAUCGCGGCUCCGAUACGACUACUACGGCGUCUCUUGUCCGUUCGCCGAGAAAAUCAUCGGAAAUGCUGUUAACGAGAUCUACAAGGCUAGGCCUGGGAUAGCUCCGUCGCUUAUCCGCCUCCUCUUUCACGAUUGCUUCAUCGAGGGAUGCGAUGCGUCGGUUCUACUAGACGCAGAUGAAUCGCAGAGUUCCGAGAAAGAAGCGCCUCCCAACUUAUCACUGAAAGCUCUUGACGUGAUUGCGUCUAUUAAGUCUGAGUUGGAGAGAACUUGUCCCGGAGUCGUCUCCUGUGCCGAUAUUCUUGUUAUGAGCACUAGAGAGGCACUCGCAUUGGCGGGAGGACCAAGCUAUACUUUGAAAACAGGGAGGAAAGACAGCUUAUUCACCUUCAAAGACAUUGCAGAACGUGAGCUUCCUUCUCCAAGGUCUACCCUCUCUCAAAUACUUGCAAGUUUUGCUUCCAGAGGGUUCAGCGCACAAGAAACUGUCACUUUAUUAGGAGCCCACAGCAUUGGCAUUACGCACUGCACAUUCUUCAAGGACAGACUCUACAACUUCUCAGGAACCGACAAUCCUGACCCUGAGCUCAAUCCAGGGUUCCUCCAGGAACUGAAGACAAAAUGCCCUUUCUCUGCCUCGGCAUCAUCUCCAUCUCCGUGCCCUGACACUGGUUUUGCACCGUCCUUAUCUGCUUCGGAUUACCACAGCAACUACGGUCUGAGCUCGGAGAACGACGGUGUCAUCGACUUGAGCUUCAAUAACGAAGGAGGUCCCCUUAACUUCGGAUCACGCUACUACAGGAGACUUUUGCAGAACAAAGGGGUUAUGUACGCAGAUCAGCAACUAAUGGCCAGUGAAGAGACUGCGACAUGGGUGAGAGCUUACUCUUCUGAUCCACUCUUGUUCCGGCGGGAUUUCAUCAAGGCGAUGGUGAAACUCUCCAGCUACCAUGUCCUGACUGGUCCUUUAGGUCAAGUCAGAACAAACUGCUCAAAGGUCCUUGCUUGAUCUUCUUCGUUUUUACCACUUCUGAUCUCUCCCUUCAGCAUUUUUGCGACUGAUUUGUAUAACAAUGUGGGACCUUUGGUUCAAUGAGUUUGUGUUGAACCAUUAGGUUUUUGAGUUCAAAAAGCUCAUCUGUUCUUACAGAGGGCUCAAGAGCACAAGUCAAAUAAAAAAACAAAAGUUUCAAGGUAUUUUUGUCAUGUUGACA